AUGGCUGAUCCUAAUCUCGUUUGUCGACUACAUCGUUCUCUUUAUGGCUCAAAGCAGGCGUCGCAUCAGUGGAACAUGGAGCUUACCACGCUGCUGCAAUCUUUCGGUUACUCGCAAUGCCCUCAUGAUCAUUGCCUCUUCCUUAAAAUUACUGACUCGUGUUUUGUGGCUCUACUUGUUUAUGUCGAUGACAUACUUUUGACAGGUGAUUCAACUACUGAACUUGACGCUCUCAAGGCUCACCUCCAUUCCCUCUUCACCAUCAAAGACUUGGGUUUAGCCAAAUAUUUCUUGGGGUUGGAGUUUGCACGAUCUUCCCAUGGCUUGCUUGUGACCCAACAGAAAUACCUUCCUGACAUUCUUGCUGAUACAAGCAUGCUAGGUGCCAAAGCAGCUCCUACUCCUCUACCUCCGGGACUCAAGUUAUCUGCUGAUGCAGGGUCUCUUCUCCCUGAUCCGAGCUCUUAUAGACGGCUAAUUGGUUGCCUUUUGUACCUUGGCUUCACCAGGCCCGAUGUCUACUUCGCUGUGCAGCAAUUAUCGCAAUUUUUGCAGCACCCCAGGUCUUCUCAUUGGGAUGUUGCGGUUCAUGUCCUCUGUUAUCUCAAAGGUUCAUCUUCUCUUGGGAUUUUCUUCUCUUCCCGCAACACUCUCCACCCUUCAGUCUACACUGACACCUCUUGGGCGUCCUACCCUGAUUCCCGCCGGUUUGUUUCUGGGUAUUGCAUUUUCUUGGGCUCCUCUUUGGUCUCAUGGAGGAAGAAGAAACAAGCCACCGUCUCCCAUUCUUCUGCUGAAGCUGAAUAUCAUAGCAUGGGUGCUGCCGUGUGCGAACUUUUAUGGCUCUCUUACCUUCUACGUGCCUUCAAAAUUUAG
Messenger RNA from Sesamum indicum (sesame), 876 nucleotides. The record is from RefSeq and is a predicted model, not a curated record. Lineage: Eukaryota; Viridiplantae; Streptophyta; Magnoliopsida; Lamiales; Pedaliaceae.